Molecule: messenger RNA, 11821 nt
Organism: Myotis daubentonii (Daubenton's bat)
Lineage: Eukaryota; Metazoa; Chordata; Mammalia; Chiroptera; Vespertilionidae
Gene: ABCC3
Product: ATP binding cassette subfamily C member 3
Biological process (GO): transmembrane transport
Cellular component (GO): membrane
Molecular function (GO): ABC-type transporter activity; ATP binding; ATP hydrolysis activity
Source: RefSeq, a predicted model, not a curated record
GGCGGGGCGGGCCGGGCCGGGGCGGAGCGCCGGGCGGAGGAGGCUCUGGCGCCAGCGGCGUCCCAGGCUGGGUCGGGACCGCGCUCGCCAGCCUCGCCGCGCGCCUCGGCCCCAUGGACGCCCUGUGCGGCUCCGGGGAGUUCGGCUCCAAGUUCUGGGACGCCAACCUGUCCUUGCACACAGACAACCCGGACCUCACUCCCUGCUUCCAGAACUCCCUGCUGGCCUGGGUCCCCUGCAUCUACCUGUGGGCCGCCCUGCCCUGCUACCUGUUCUACCUGCGGUACCACCACCAAGGCUACAUCGUCCUGUCCCUCCUCUCCAGGCUCAAGACGGUCUUGGGUGUCCUGCUGUGGUGCGUCUCCUGGGCUGACCUCUUCUACUCCUUCCAUGGCCUGGUCCACGGCUGGGCCCCCGCCCCCAUCUUCUUUGUUACCCCCUUGGUGGUGGGGGUCACCAUGCUGCUGGCCACCCUGCUGAUCCAGUACGAGCGGCUGCAGGGGGUGCAGUCCUCGGGGGUCCUCAUCAUCUUCUGGUUCCUGUGUGUGGUCUGCGCUAUCAUCCCCUUCCGCUCCAAGAUCCUUUCAGCCAUGGAAGAGGGCAAGAUCUUGGACCCCUUCCGCUUCACUACCUUCUACAUCUACUUCGUCCUGGUGUUCUCUGCCCUCAUCCUGUCCUGCUUCAGGGAGAAGCCACCGUUUUUCUCCCCCAAGAACGUCGACCCCAACCCCUGCCCGGAGACGGACGCCGGCUUCCUCUCCCGCCUGUCUUUCUGGUGGUUCACAAAGCUGGCCAUCCUUGGCUACCGGCGCCCCCUGGAAGAUCAGGACCUCUGGUCCCUGAACAAGGAGCAUCGCUCCGAGGCGGUGGUGCAGAGGCUGCUGGAGGCCUGGAAGAAGCAGCAAAAGCAGGCAGCACAAUACAAGGCCGCAGCGGCAUCUGGGAAGACAGUGUCCAGUGAGGAUGAGGAGCUGCUGGCGGGCCGGCCCAGGCCCCGGGAGCCCUCCUUCCUGCGGGCCCUGCUGGUCACCUUUGGCCCCGGCUUCAUCACCAGCACAUGCUUCCUGCUGAUCCAGGACCUCCUUUCCUUCGUCAACCCACAGCUGCUCAGCAUCCUGAUCAGAUUUAUUUCAAACCCCAUGGCCCCCACCUGGUGGGGCUUCUUGGUGGCCGGGCUGAUGUUCGUGUGCUCCGUGAUGCAGACUCUGAUCUUGCACCAGUAUUACCACUGCAUCUUUGUGAUGGGGUUGAGGCUUCGUACGGGGAUCGUAGGUGUCAUCUACAGGAAGGCUCUGGUCAUCACCAAUUCAGUCAAACGUGAGUCCACGGUGGGAGAAUUGGUCAACCUCAUGUCAGUGGAUGCCCAGCGCAUCAUGGACGUUGCCCCCUUCCUCAACAUGCUGUGGUCGGGACCUCUGCAGAUCAUCCUGGCCAUCUACUUCCUCUGGCAGAAACUGGGUCCCUCCAUUCUGGCCGGAGUCGCCUUCAUGGUCUUGCUGAUCCCAAUCAAUGGAGUUGUGGCCAUGAAGAUGCGUAGUUUACAGGUAGAACAAAUGAAGUUCAAGGACUCGCGCAUCAGGCUGAUGAGCGAGAUCCUGGGUGGCAUCAAGGUGCUGAAGCUGUACGCCUGGGAGCCCAGCUUCUUGCAGCAGGUGGAGGGCAUCCGACAGAGGGAGCUCCGGCUGCUGCGCCAGGCUGCCUACCUCCACGCCAUCUCCAUCUUCACCUGGAUCUGCACCCCCUUCCUGGUGACCCUCAUCACCCUCGGGGUGUACGUGUCUGUGGGCCCAAACAACGUGCUGGACGCUGAGAAGGCCUUUGUGUCGGUGUCCCUGUUCAAUAUCUUAAAGAACCCCCUCAGCAUGCUGCCCCAGAUCAUCAGCGGCCUGACCCAGACCAGCGUGUCUCUGAAACGGAUCCAGCAUUUCCUGAGCCAAGAUGAACUUGACCCCCAGUGUGUGGAAAGAAAUACCAUCGCCCCAGGCUAUGCAGUCACCAUAGACAAUGGCACCUUCACCUGGGCCCAGGACCUGCCCCCAACCCUGCACAGCUUAGACAUCCAGGUGCCAAAAGGGGCCCUGGUGGCCGUGGUGGGGCCCGUGGGCUGUGGAAAGUCUUCCCUGGUGUCUGCCCUUCUGGGAGAGAUGGAGAAGCUGGAAGGCAAGGUGUAUGUGAAGGGCUCCGUGGCCUACGUGCCCCAGCAGGCCUGGAUCCAGAACUGCACUCUUCAGGAAAACGUCCUCUUUGGCCGAGCCCUAGACCCCAAGCGCUACCAACGGACCCUGGAGGCCUGUGCCCUGCUAGCCGACCUGGAGGUGCUGCCUGGCGGGGACAAGACAGAGAUUGGAGAGAAGGGCAUCAACUUGUCUGGGGGCCAGCGGCAGCGGGUCAGCCUGGCCCGAGCUGUUUACAGUGAUGCCGACAUUUAUUUGCUGGAUGACCCACUGUCAGCCGUGGACUCCCACGUGGCCAAACACAUCUUUGACCAAGUCAUCGGGCCGGAAGGUGUGCUGGCAAGCAAGACCCGGGUGCUGGUGACCCACGGCAUCAGCUUCCUGCCCCAGACAGACUUCGUCAUCGUGCUGGCUGACGGACAGGUGUCUGAGGUGGGCACUUACCCAGCCCUCCUGCAGCGCAACGGCUCCUUUGCCAACUUCCUCCACAACUACGCACCGGAUGAGGGCGAGGAACACCUGGAGGAGAGCAGCAGGACCGCAGCAGCCUUGGAGGAGGCAGACGACGAGGAGAUGCUGCUGAUUGAAGACACGCUCAGCAGCCACCCAGACCUGAUGGAUAAUGAACCGGUCCUGUACGAGGUCCAGAAGCAGUUUAUGAGACAGCUGAGUACCAUGUCCUCGGAGGGGGAGGGCCAAGGUCGGCCUGCGCCCCGGCGGCGCCUGGGUCCAGCAGAAAAGCUAGCGCAGGCAGCAGAGGCGAAGGCAAAUGGGACGCUGAUUGAAGAGGAGAAGGUGGAGACGGGCAAGGUGAAGCUGAACGUGUUCUGGGAUUAUGCCAGGGCUGUGGGGCUCGGUACCACACUGGUCAUCUGUCUGCUGUACGCGGGGCAAAGUGCAGCUGCCAUUGGCGCCAACAUGUGGCUCGGUGCCUGGACCAACGAGGCCACAGUGGGUGGCCGACAGAACAGCACCACCCAGAGGCUGGGUGUGUAUGCCACCUUGGGAAUUCUGCAAGGGUUCCUGGUGGUGCUGUCGUCCGUCAUGAUGGUCGUGGGCUGUGUCCGGGCUGCGCGCUUGCUGCACCAGGCGCUGCUGCACAACAAGAUGCGCUCGCCACAGGCCUUCUUCGACACCACGCCCUCGGGCCGCGUCCUCAACCGCUUCUCCAAGGACAUCUGCGUCAUCGACGAGGCCCUGGCCCCCACCAUCCUCAUGCUGCUGAGCUCCUUCUACACCUCCAUCUCCACCAUCGUGGUCAUCGUGGCCAGCACGCCGCUCUUCGCCGUGGUCAUCCUGCCUCUGGCUGUCUUCUACAUCUUGGUGCAGCGUUUCUAUGUGGCCACAUCGCGGCAGCUGAAGCGGCUGGAGUCCGUCAGCCGCUCGCCCAUUUACUCGCACUUUUCGGAGACGGUGACUGGCUCCAGCGUCAUCCGGGCCUAUGGCCGCAGCCAGGCCUUUGAGGCCAUCAGUGAUGCUAAGGUGGACAUCAACCAGAGGAGCUGCUACCCCAGCAUCUCCUCCAACAGGUGGCUGGGGGUCCGAGUGGAGUUCCUGGGGAACUGUGUUGUGUUCUUUGCUGCACUCUUCGCUGUCAUUGGGAGAAGCAGCCUGAGUCCAGGGAUGGUGGGCCUGUCUGUGUCCUAUGCCCUACAGGUGACAUUUUCUCUGAACUGGAUGAUACGGAUGUUAUCCGACUUGGAGUCUAAUAUUGUAGCUGUGGAGAGAGUCAAGGAGUACUCCAAGACAGAGACCGAGGCCCCCUGGGUGGUGGAGGGCAGCCGCCCUCCUGCAGGCUGGCCCACGCGGGGCGAGGUGGAGUUCCGGAAUUACUCCGUGCGCUACCGGCCAGGCCUGGAUCUGGUGCUGAAGGACCUGAGUCUCCGCGUGCGCGGCGGCGAGAAGGUGGGCAUCGUGGGCCGCACGGGGGCUGGCAAAUCAUCCAUGACCCUCAGCCUGUUCCGCCUCCUGGAGGCCGCAGGGGGUGAAAUCCGCAUCGACGGCGUCAACGUAGCGGACAUCGGGCUCCAUGACCUGCGCUCUCAGCUGACCAUCAUCCCCCAGGACCCCAUCCUGUUCUCGGGGACCCUGCGUAUGAACCUAGACCCCUUCGGCAAUUCCUCGGAGGAAGACAUAUGGCGGGCCUUGGAGCUGUCCCACCUGAACACAUUCGUGAGCUCCCAGCCCGCAGGCCUGGACUUCCAGUGCUCCGAGGGAGGCGAGAAUCUCAGUGUGGGUCAGCGGCAGCUUGUGUGCCUGGCCCGAGCCCUUCUUCGCAAGAGCCGAAUCCUGGUUUUAGACGAGGCCACGGCCGCCAUCGAUCUGGAGACCGACGACCUCAUCCAGGCCACCAUCCGCACCCAGUUCGAGAGCUGCACGGUGCUGACCAUCGCGCACCGGCUCAACACCAUCAUGGACUACACCAGGGUCCUGGUGCUGGACAAAGGGACAGUCGCUGAAUUUGAUUCUCCAACCAACCUCAUUGCAGCCAGAGGCAUCUUCUAUGGGAUGGCCAGAGAUGCUGGUCUCGCCUAACAGAGAUUCCUGGGAUUUCCUCCUGGCUGACCUGGUUUUCUUCAGAAAGGAAAAGGACACCACCUAUGUCUGCAGAAUAAACCUGGUAGCUGGGAGCAUUUGUUGGACUUUUGCUCCUGUGAAGCGCUCUGGGGGAUAACCGGGCGAAAUGCGAGGCUCCGGGGGUGCCUGACGCGCCCAAGGUCACAGAUGGUUUGAGGCAGAGCCCAGACCAGUCCCUGGAUCUCCUGAUUCCGUCUCCUGUUCUGUCCCCACGACACUGCUUGCAAUCACUUCAUGGAGCAACCUCCCUACCCCUAGAUGACUUUUCAUAGUUUCUAUUCUGAAGUCUUUUUGUAAAAAAAUAAAGCUUUUUCCUCCUGCAACAGAAGCUUGCCAGGUCAGGCCGUCCCUGUACUCUGGAGUGCUGGCCUGAAUCCAUUAAAAAUGGAGCAGUGGUGAGAUGGAGCUGCCUGGUCACUAACACGCACCUCAGGGCAGGCUGUCUCCGCCUGGCCACAGGGGUGCGGGUUCGGGCCUCGGAAGGAGGCGGGGAGGAAGGGGGAGAGGCGGAGGUGGACUUCAGUAUACAUCUACAUGGCUGGAAUGAUCUGAAGACUUCAGACCCAAGAGCUUUGGGCUGGAAAUAUUGUCUUCACAGCCAAAAUUCACUGGGAAAUUGCCAGAAGUUCCCGCUCUGCUGUGCAGAUACUAUAAAAAGGUGAGAAAUGAAGUCCCUGAAAUCUGACCUGAGGCCUCUUGGGACAGCUGCUGGGAACACCUCCGCGUUUGUCAUCCCUCAGACCUGUAAGCCUGCUUCUCUAGGGGCCGCAAAGUGCCUGGCACUUCAUUUCCUCGCUCCUUUAGAAGUCUGUUCCAAACAGGUCUCCAUAGCCAGUGCAGCUCGGAACCAUCCGUCUUCCUCAGUCGGGCUGAAGCUGAAUGCGGGAGGAGCGCAGGCAGCGCUGACGAUCCCUGGCUGGUAAAUGAGAUGAGGGGUGGGUUUUGCUUUCUGGAGCAAACCAUGCGUUUCUUUUCUGUGGGUCAGUUUACCUGCACAAGACCUUCUAUUUGGAAUGGAUCUCUUCUCUCUGUUACUUAGUUUCCUGGUCUCCUCUUUCAUUCCCGCAGUCUUCGUCCUUGGUAAGAGGUGACUGGUUGUGGGUGACGGUUUGUCUUCUUCCCCCACCCUAAAUGGUUUGCAGGAGGUGGGGAGAGGCCUCCUUUGAUCUGGUUUUGCUCUGUGCCUUGGGGCAGCCUGUGCUACAGGCCCAUUUGUUAAAGGUUAACCACAAUUUUUUUUUGGCAGGCUCUUUUGGCUCAGGAUGUUUAUGAGUGUAUGGAAGAAGACUUCCAUCCUUGUGAUGAAGCAAGUAUGAAAGCACAAAUGCCCAUAUUAUUCUUCCUCUGCUUGGUGCUAAGAAAAGGUCUCUGCUAUGCGCCCUGAUUUAUUAGAUCAAUUUGGCCUGACGUCUGCUUUGUGAGGCUCUAGCUGCCCUAAACCUACAGAAAUGCAGGUUCCUUCAGCACCGUUCUCAGCUGAAGAUAGGAAGUGUAAAGCUGUAUUUUCCUCUCCUGUCUAGGGAGUUUGCUUCUGAGCUCAUUGAGGCCAAGACAGGUGCUGACAGCCCGAAGGAGAGGCUCAGUUGUGCGAAGUAAAUAGAAUAAUCAAAAAAUGUAGUUAAUAGGAUGACCUCCAUCUAGCUGGCUCAGCUACUCCGGGGAAAUGAAGCUGACUGCUGAGAACUGGGAGGGAAGACUCCGCACAAGAUAUCUGUCUCCGGGCGCCACUGACAGGGCGUGAGCACCACAGCAGCAGGAUGCGGGAGGCUCUCAGGUAGGGAGCGGUCCCUCCCAUGCUUCCUCCACCGCGUCUUGUCCCUGGGACUGUCCAACCAUUUAAACCCCCUAUGGGUAGAAGUAAAGUGCUGUUUAGGAAGCCAAAAUGAAAGAAUAUGGGCUUGGUCAGUUAAUAUUUAAUUUUAAUAAUACUUGUUAUAUUUGAACAGUCAGCAAUGCACAAAGAAAAUUAUCUUCAGUGAAUGUUUGCCCACAGUAUGAACACAUGCUUUAGAUAUGCAGUGGAGGAGGGGGGAAUUCACAGUAACAGAGCUAAAAAGAAAAACCCUGUUAUAAAUUACACAAAGCAUAUAAAAAUAUUUCUCUGAAUGCAUAGAUUGACUUUAGACUCACCUACCAGCAACUGUGCAGUCUUAUUCCACGGCCAUACAUAGAGGGCACUGGACCACAGAGGGCUUUAUAGAGGAGACCCGUGUAGGGCCCAUCUCUCACCUGAGACGCCAGCCCCUGGCUCCCUCCGUUCCUAAGCCCUGGAAAUGCCCGGAGCUGCUCCUCUGUAGGUCACCCCCAAGCGAGGCCUCCACUGCUUCUGACUCGCUAACUGAUCUGGACGCCUGGGAGCUUUAACCCCAGUGACUUAGACAUGAGUUAAUACUGAAUUUAUUUCUUUCAGGACAGAACUAAUCUUACCAUUAAACUUUUUUUUUAAAGGAAAGGGGGAGAGAGGUUAGUAUGUCUAGAUAAACUAGCUUCUGAUUGGUUUGCAACACAAGGGAGGUUUCUUCUUUAAAGUACCUCAGAGAGAGGGAGUAAUAAGUAACCUUUACUCUGCCAUGCAAACACUGUACAAGGGUAAGUCACCAUCAGCAAGUGCUGAAACACAUUCGGUCCCUGAACGGUGACUCCGUGAAGCUGGCCUUGCGAACACCUCCACCUCAGCUCAGCAUUGGGGCAGCAGUAGGCCAUCAUCUUAGCACCGCAUUCUCUUCCCCUGACAUCUUCUGCACAUUCUCUCUCCACCCAAUGAAGUUAACAGAGUUAGGAAGUGAAGUUUCUUUGGAAACUAUAGGCACUAUGGGGAAAAGCUUCUGAGGACAGCAGGGUGCCCUUCAACAGCUGGCUUCAAACCCCUGCUCUCCCGUCUAUGUGCUCGUUCUCACAUCUGAAACUAAGCUGUUUGUUCAACAAGACAGUGGCUUUCUGUUCACAUUAAUGACACUGAAGGAAAAGAAUCCUUGAAUGCAUUCUUCUAAAAAUUAUUAUGCCAUGUUCAAGAGUUUAAUCAGGUGUGUACUAUUUGUUUUUCAUUUUUCAGAACAAAGCCUGGUAGACUUGCAAUUGCCUUUGUGGGGGGUAUUAGAUUGGUGGGGGUUAUGGGAGAUCCCUAAGAUAAAACAAUUUGUUUACAAAAGCAACAGAUUUCAGAGUUGUGUAAAAAUCCUAAUAAUUUCAAAAUAAUCUUUAUCUUUUAUACAAAAAUAAAUAUCCUAACUCCUUUAGCUCAGUUUCCUACAAUAACCUUUAAAACAGCAACAGAUUCAGUCUCAAAAAUUGCUUUUCAUUUCUAGUGGAAAAUGAAAGUAGAGAACAUGGACAGGCAAUGUUUGUGCUCUUCUCAUAUGGUGCAAUUAAACACGAAGAUGGCAGGAAUCACUUCAGUUAAAAAAAAACAAAACAAAACAAAAACCGCGGUUGCUCUUUUGGAAGGCAUCGGAGAGCCCUCUAGUGACCACAAAGGGAAGUGAAUGCAGAGGUGCUUGUCUAGGGCUUGGCAAUGGCCGACUGGAGACAGAGGAGUCAUGAGUGUUUACAAAGGAAAAAGUGGGGGAGGGGAAGCUCUUUUGGUUAACAGCAUAUUUACAAUUAGGUAACUGUAUCCUUAAAUACUUUUCACCUGAGUAACAUUUAUAAAUAUGUUAUAUGGAACCUCACAGCCACAAGCCACACUAAAACCCAUCUGUCCAGCACCUGUGCUUUCCCGUUUUCCUCAAGUCGGUUCACAUUUCAGGACGGUUGUGAGCGUGCAUCACCGAGCCGAGUGCAUCCUGGCCCUUCAGGUGCACUGUCAACAGGAGUGGCUAGAAAUAGGCUCCACUCUCAGCACUGCGGACCGCUCCCUUACAUGCUGCACGUAAAACACACUGGAUAUGGAACCGCCGGCUCCUGCCUCUCCAGACCACUUCUCCACUGUUCACAGCGUUGAGCAAUCGGUUUAUUGUGCACCAAGAGGCUUGGAAGAGUGGCACCACUGCUUGAGGGUCAGGGGCUUCCCACCUUGGCAGGACAAUGUUAGUGUACACUACUCAGUGGCACCGGCGGCCCUCCGGCAUCCAAGGCAUUGAGAUCAAUGGCUUGUCCUUGGCCCAGAGGUGACGCGCUGUCACAAUACUCAGUGAUAAAAGUCCCUGCGGCAUUAGUAAGUCAGUUUUGAAGCUCUCCUGUUGUAGCAAGGCCUUUCUGUCAGUGUGGAUGCAGCAUUUCUGAACAGAAAAUUAUUUUCACUUAUUGUUAGAACCAGUUCCAGCUCUUGGAAAUCUUGGAGUCGAGCAACAUCUUUGUCCUAAAACAAAAAUAGGUUAAUCAGAUUAAGAGGAGCCAUUGUCUCUUUCUAUUUGGUAUGCUGUGUUGAACUGAUAUCAGUUUCUUGGCUCAUUUUAAAGCCUAAAAACAACAACAGAAACAAAAACAAAAAUCCCUGCGGCAGGCUGUCAGUGACAGUGCAGGAGAGGCCCAGCGGCGGAAGCCCUUAGCCGCAGCUGCUAUCGGAUGAGCACACCUUGAAGGGAGAGGCAAUGCAGGAAUCAGUUUUACUCACGUGCUCUGAGAAGCAGAGCCCGAUGCUCAAAAAACCCAGAGAUGUUGGGAGGACCACACAUGCAUCCAUGUGGAUUUGCCCUGUAAUUUAACCUCAUUCUGAUGGUGCACUAAGAUAAUCCGUAUAGAGCCACACAGAAACAACUGAAUGGAAACGUGAAUGGUAUGUCAGAAUAUUCUCUCUGGGAUCCUACAACUUUCAAAAAGGCCACAAAACAAAGAAACAAACAAAAACCAAAAAGGCCAAUGUCCCUAUAGACCCAGUAGAGAGAAAGAAAGCUCAAUGAUUAUAUUUGGAAAACAACCCUUCUCUCCUUUUCUAUUAUCUUCAUUUCUUCAACUAUGACUCAUAACCAAGGAGGAAACUGGGUAUUUUCCAAAUGCAGAAAGCAACUAACCACUCAGGCUUAGCAGGCCUUGCCUUACCUUUCUGACCAGAGUAUUGGGUAACUUUCUGAUCUUCUCCACUUGAUCUGGAUUAACACCCAGCUCACAGCAACUCACUCUGAGCAAUUCUUGGUAGGUGAGCUCCUGUCGGUCUAGUUCAAUUUCAAUGAAAUCAUUUUCUCGAAGAGAUGGGUUUUGAAUCCUCACCUUGAGCACCAGCUCUAGAAAAAAAAGAGGGAGAAAUACUAAUGGAUGGUUCUGGCAUAAUCAGCCUAAGUAAUUUAAGAUCUUUUCCAGAAGAUGCUUGUGCCACCCAAUGAGGAAAAGCUAGGCACCAGCAAGAUUUGCUCAAGCCCAGUUCUGGCUCUGCUGGCAGUUUCCUGCACCUAAGCCUGUGUGUGCUUCUAAAGUAAAAGGGGGCGUGGAGGUGGGCUGGGGAGGGGACAACCAUCACAACUGUACAGAGGAUCAUUUAUUUCUGCUGCUGGAACUAAGAAGGUAAAGGCUUAAGAAUGGGUUUGGGAGUUAAACUACAUAUAAGCAGGGAAGGAGAGAGAGGGGAAAAGAAGGCACAGGCAAGAUAUGGUACAUGAAUUACUCUAAAAAGAUUUAACAAUUGUGGAUCUAAAGGUAUUUAUGAAAUAUGAAAUUCCUUGUAUUAAGUGCAGUAAAAGGGCAAAAAGCUACUAAUAAAAAUUAAAGUAGAAUUAUGAUUUGAGUACAGUGCACCUUACCAAGGGAGGAGCCUGGGCUUUGGGAGUAAACAUCUUGCUGUACAAGAGAGUAAGGUAGUGGUCCCAGAAGGAUGUGACAUGUCCGAGGGACACAAGAACUGGCUUAAAGAAGCGCCCUCUGGGCAAAUGUGACAUAAUUUGAACAUCAAAGUAAUAGCAAUGGAUUAUAACCCAAUGACUAGAAUAAGAAUCUGCGUUCAUGCUGAUAUAAAUGGAGGAGAAAAGAAAGCCCUUCUUUACAGUAGAAUACCAACUAGUAAAUAGAGAAUGACAGGAAAUCAUAUUCUUCAAAAUAAUUGGCCUGAACUCUUUAAAAAUAUUGAGGUCCACAAUGACAGAGAAAGGCUGGAAGUGUUCCAGAUUAAAGGAGACUAAACCAACACGAUAACUAAAUGUUAUGGGUGGGCAGGGGCAGAGGUGAGGGAGUGAGGAUGGCUAUGAAGGGCAUUGUUGAGAUAACUGACAAAAUUUAAGUACGGACUAUGGAUUAGAAAACAGUAUUCUAUAUCAAGGUUACAUUUCCUAAAUUUGAUCAUUGUGUUGUGUAUAAUUAUGUAACGGACUAUCCUUAUUCUUAGGAAAAACAGUUCGAGGUAAAGGGGCAAAAGGCUAACAAUUUGAGGAAAGGGAGUUCCUUACUAGUAUACUAGUGUUGCAGCUUUUCUGUAAAUCUAUAAUUAUACUUAACAUAAAUACAUUCCACCCCCAAAAACCCAGGAAGGAAAGCUCUGGAGCUCUGGAUACUGUCUGCCCAUUUGCAGAGGCGGUUGCUGACGAGGAGUUACCUUGCAUAUUAAAAGGAAACGCUCCAGUGAAGAAAAAUGGCUGGAAUGCUGGCGCUGGUCCUGCGUAUGUCCCAUUUUGAGGCUCCAGAGACACUGGGGGCUUGGACGGGACGGGAGAGAACAGUGAUCGACUCUGAGUCACGGGUGGCUGACAAACAGGUUUUGUGCUUUCUGGUGUUCUGAGGAUAGCAGAGGGGGCAGACACAUCCCCAUUCUGCACCAGCGCCAAAGAGGUGUGGUCCCUCGGAAAGGCCCCCAGUGGGGGAGGGUCCCCAGGGGGUAGCAAUGCAGGGGAGCCGUCUCCAGGGGGUGAGGCAGGGGGUGUGGCAGGGGGUGUGGAGGGGUCCCCAUUCUGCAGCGGGGCCGAAUCCUCUGCCACGGGGGUGUAGAGAAAAGGGAAAGCUGGACUGGCCAAAUAGUUGGGAACAAAGGGCAGGUCUGACUCCUUCAUCUGGGGGAGGUUGUCACCAUCAUCAUCCUCUUCCACUGAAAAAGAGGAAAACACAGAACCUAGACAUAGUCCAAAAAUGGGCAAGAAACGAGUGUCCUGUGAAACCUAGUGUGCUUUGGUAUAUGACAGAAUUCCAUGGUCAGUGUUCUGUGCCUCUUCAAG